GGAGUUGGUGCACCAGAAUUUCCUCCCAAGGAUCAAGCACCUAGUUCCCUAUUUUUCUCCUCCUCUUUAACCUCUACAAGAGAGAGACAAAUCAUCUUUUUACUCAAAGAUUUUCCUCAACCCUUUUUGCACCAUAAUCUCCAAUUUUCAAAUCUGUCCAAUAAUUUUCUCUCAUUUUUCUUUCUUGUUAUAGUUCAUAUAUUUUUUCUUAUUACUAAAUCUUUUGAAACUUCUGUUUCUUCUUCCUCCGUUUAAGCGCGGAAUGGAUGUUUGCGUGAAGGAGGAAGUCUCGGAGACUCCAACUGUAACUCAGAGGAAACCGCGAACCGGUGCUGUUUCAGUGCCUCCUCCGGACUCGGUCAUCGAACUCAGCAGUAGCGAUAGCGAUUCCGAAAGCGACAUUGAUUUGGACGAUGUAGUCGCCAGUGCACUGCAGGACGGAGGAAGUCCUUCUAAGAAGCCAAAGACUGACUCCGGAGCGGUUUUGCCGGUUGGAUUCCUCAGCCCUCUCCCUCCGGCACCAGCCUCUCCACCGGCAUCUCUACUGGCAUUGCCGGCGCCGGAGUGGGCUUCUAUUUCGGCGUCGCUGUCCAAGGACUAUUCGGGACCGGGAGUGAAUAGCUGCAAGCAGUUCUGGAAGGCUGGGGAUUACGAUGGAGCUGUCUGCGGUGGUUCUGGAUCUUCAACAGUUGGUAUGGAUCAUGUCAGAGUUCACCCCAAGUUUUUACACUCUAAUGCCACAAGCCACAAGUGGGCUCUUGGAGCUUUUGCUGAGCUUUUGGACAAUUCAUUGGAUGAGGUUUGUAAUGGGGCGACAUAUGUUAAUGUAGAUAUGCUUAUAAAUAAGAAAGAUGGCUCCAGGAUGUUGCUGAUCGAAGAUAAUGGUGGUGGGAUGGACCCUGAUAAAAUGCGUCAAUGUAUGUCACUGGGGUAUUCUGUGAAAAGCAAAAUAGCGAACACAAUUGGACAAUAUGGAAAUGGCUUUAAAACAAGUACCAUGAGGCUAGGGGCUGAUGUAAUUGUUUUCUCCCGUUUUCCAGGGAAAGAUGGGACAAGCUCUACUCAAAGCAUAGGUUUGCUGUCUUACACAUUUUUGAGGAGUACGGGAAAGGAAGACAUUGUAGUACCCAUGUUGGACUAUGAAAGAAGAGGACGGCAAUGGAAUAAGAUAAUACGAACUACUCUGGAUGAUUGGAAUAAAAAUGUUGAAACAAUGGUACAGUGGUCACCAUUUUCUGAUGAGGCUGAUCUUCUUCGUCAGUUCAACUUGGUGAAAGAUCAUGGUACACGAGUAAUUAUAUACAAUCUUUGGGAAGAUGACCAAGGUCAACUGGAACUUGAUUUCGAUGCUGAUCCACAUGAUAUCCAAAUUAGAGGUGUUAAUCGAGAUGAGAAAAACAUACAGAUGGCUAAAGAGUUUCCCAAUUCUCGACAUUUUUUGACCUAUCGGCAUUCACUAAGGAGUUAUGCUUCAAUUUUAUAUCUGAGGCUUCCUUCUGGCUUCCGAAUUAUUCUUCGCGGGGAAGAUAUUUUGCAUCACAACAUAGUGAAUGAUAUGAUGAUGUCUCAGGAGGUGACCUACAAGCCUCAAGCUGGAGUUGAUGGGCUUCUUCCAAAGGACUCAUAUAUGGUUGCUGUUGUUACUAUUGGAUUUGUCAAGGAUGCAGUUCACCAUGUUGAUGUCUCGGGUUUUAAUGUCUAUCAUAAGAAUCGUCUCAUUAAGCCUUUCUGGAGGAUCUGGAAUCCAGCUGGAAGUGGAGGACGUGGGGUCAUUGGUGUCCUGGAAGCCAAUUUUGUGGAACCCGCUCAUGAUAAACAAGGCUUUGAGCGCACAUUAGUUUUAUCAAGACUGGAGUCUAAAUUGAUACAAAUGCAGAAAAAAUACUGGGGCACUAACUGCCACAAAAUUGGUUAUGCUUCCAAUCGAAAUAAAAUACAAAUAAGAGAUUCUGGUGAUAAAGACACAACUCCUGAAUAUGUUCCAGAACCAUCACAAUCAAAAAGGAAAUAUUCUACCAUGGAUGGCAAGGUAACGCCAUCGACAUCAGACAAAUUGCAUUCACAACCAAAUCAGAAACGGAUGCAAAAAGAAACAGAAAGAGAGAGUGCAUUUAAUAAUAAACGGAUGCAAAAACAAACAGAAAAAGAUAGUGCAUUUAUUAAUGGCCGAUCUCCUGUUUCUCCUCCUAAACAUAUAAUACAAAGUUCAUCCGAGGAAUCAUCCUCUGAUGAUGAUCUCAGUGAGGAUCUCUUGCCUAAAAGAACAAAGAAGACAUCUGCCGCUGAGAAGUCAUUUGAAAAUGAGAAUGGAGGCACUACAUCAAAUAGAAAAGCCUCACAGUACACACGGGCAUCCGCAUCCAAGAUAAAGGGAAAAGAUGUAAAUAAUGGCGAGCAACCACUAUCUGACAAUGGUUUACUGACACUUGAGCAAUUGAAAAAAGAGAACCGUGAGUUGAAGGAAAGAUUACAGAGGAAGGAAGAGGAAAUUUUAGAAGUGUCUCAAGCUUUGCUGCAUGACCAAGACAAGUGUAAAUCUCUCGAAACUCAGCUAAACGAGUCAGAAAAAAAGAUUGAAGAGUUGAACCGUGAUCAAGAAACUCUCAUUGAUGUAUUCUCUGAAGAGAGGGAUAGACGUGAUGCUGAAGAGAAAAAUCUAAGAAAGAAGCUUCAGGAGGCAUCAAAUACUAUCCAAGAGCUGCUUGACAAGAUACGGGUACUUGAAAAGAAGUCUACAAGUGGUAAACUAGAACGAUAAUGAUGGCCUUGUUAUUGCAUUUUGUUUUGAGUGUUGUAUCUACUUGCCACUGGGAAGCCAAUGGUUUUUUGUGAUGCUUGCUUUUAUCAUUUAUAGGAAUCUUCUAACUUAGGGUGUAGGGUGAUACUGUAAAUUGAUUGUAUAGUUUCACGUCUAACACUUUCUGUCCAGUAUGGAUGAAUUAAUUGGAGACUAACUUGACGAUGUUCUUUACCAUGGCAUUUGAAGCAAUUUUGUGUAUCUAUUUAAGUUUCUUUUUAG
Messenger RNA from Vigna unguiculata (cowpea), 3019 nucleotides. Its product is annotated as Histidine kinase-, DNA gyrase B-, and HSP90-like ATPase family protein. NCBI's taxonomy places the organism in Eukaryota, Viridiplantae, Streptophyta, Magnoliopsida, Fabales, Fabaceae. Gene Ontology annotation, molecular function: ATP hydrolysis activity. The record is from RefSeq and is a predicted model, not a curated record. Gene Ontology annotation, cellular component: nucleus.